This is a messenger RNA of Durusdinium trenchii, 1803 nucleotides long. The record is from the annotation of a GenBank genome assembly. NCBI's taxonomy places the organism in Eukaryota, Dinophyceae, Suessiales, Symbiodiniaceae.
AUGUGGCGAACAUGGCUGGGGCUCGGUUGGCUCUUCUCUUUGCUUUCGGAGAUUGCCGGAGAGAGUGCGAGCAGGAGCUGCUUCUGGAGCGCUGCUGCACGAUUUGAACGAUUCUGGAGCCUGGCGGAUUACGAGCUCUUCACUUCCCUUCCUCAGCUGGGGGGGGCCUUGCGGGUCGAUGAGGACCUCGGCAUGCGGCACAUCUCCUUCGUGGUGGUCGCAUCCUUGGAGAGGGCUUCCUAUGCGGUGCGCAUGGAGCGCGUUUGGAUGCAUGCAGCCGCCAACCGGAUCUACUUGGUGGAUGCACUCAUUCCAGGCUUGCCGCAGAGCUACCAGGUGGUGAUGAACGACGGCGGGCAGCGAGGGCACAAAGAUGGUGUUGCAAUCUCUCGUUUGAUGAUUUGGAUGAACCAAGUGAAGCACAUGUAUUCCACUGGUGGCUUACCGCUGGACCUGCGCUGGCUGGUGAUCUUGGGAGACGAUGUCUACAUCAACACAGCUCGACUCUUCUACUUCUUGGCAGGCCAUGCCUCCGCAGAUGAUCAUCCGGUGAUGUUUGCGCAUGUUCUUUCGGACGCGGAGGUCUACGACUUCGACGUCCCGUGCCAGCAAAGCGCCGUGGUGCUGUCCCGCAGCGCCUUAGAGCUGCUCUCCAAGCAUGCGUCCUGCAAGACUUGUCCGUACACGGGAUCCACCGCUAUUUCGCUGGCCUACUGUGCCCUCUACACGGCCAUUCCCCUCGUUCACGUGCCGGGCUUUCGCUGCCAGACGGAGAACAUGGACAGAGACCUCCUGGUAGACGUGCUGGCACACCAUUGGAUUGCUGCAGGUGGCCUCUCUUUGUCCACUUUGGGGCAAGAUGACUCAGCGAUUCAUCCAGCUCCCUUCGAAGCCGGUUUCCCCAACUUGCAGUGUGAACUGCCCCGCAGUGACGUGUGGACCUACCAGGAGCUGGCAGAAAGGAUCCGCUUCUGCAUGCCUCCGGUGGUCGGCGUGCGCCGCACGUCGCUGGUGGAGUCGCCGGUGGACGGAAGUGAGCUUGAGCCGGAGACAUUGGUGGAGUACUUUGAGGAGCGAUGGCCUGGAGCAGCGGAGAAAUUGCACGAGGUCCUUUGGGAGGAGGUUUGCACGAUCCAGUUCAUGCCGGACCAUUGGUACUUCCUUUCUUCCAGCAAUACCUGGUUGCACCGAGCUGCUGUGGGUCGUUUUUUGCAGGACUUGGCCAGCCUUCCGCAGCCGCUUCCACCUCUGGCCUUUGCCUUUGCUGCUGAGCCAUUGAACCGUGGCGAGAGCAGCCUUCUCAGUGGCACCGCCGCGGAGCGGCUGCAGCGACCAGUGGCAGGUGGUGCAAAGCUCACCCCUGCGCUGCUGAAGAAGCUCAACAUCCAGUUGGUGCACACACCCCAGCUGGCGUAUCGAGCACAGGAGCUGCCAAGGAGCCUCACCGGUGUGGUGUGCUCCGGAGGGCUCACCGGGACGUGGUCGCUGCUGGACGUCGAUGAUGAGAUGCGCCAGGACCUGGAGAUGAAGGCCGCCGAUCGUCGCUUCUACGCGGGUCUCCUUCAGGAGAAUUUCGAGGACUUGACGCCGGAGCAGUGCAGCGAGGAGAACUUGAGGCACGCGCAAGAGUGGCAGCGCUUCCUGCACAAUGAUGAUGAGCACAUCAAGGUGGUGCGUGGCUUCCAGUCGGGCCGCCGGGAGUUCCGCACGCUGCAUGCCAUGUACCGCUCAGAGGCGUUUGAAACCUUGCCCCUGCGUGGGGUUUUGCAGGACACCGUGCUUGUGGCCCGGAACUGCGACUAG